CAAGCCGGACGCAAAUAAUAGUGAUCGCCAUUAUUGUCUUCACUUGUGACUUUGACUUACUACAAUAACUGCUCUUUAAAAUUAAUCUGCUCUGAAACAUCAGCUGUAAAAAAAAAUAAAAUAAAUUAUCAAUAAAUAAACAAAGUUGAGUGUAAAUUAAAAUAAAAAUAAAAAUAUAAAAAUAACAACGUUGGUCAUCAGAAUAUUGACGCCCAAAUAUUACCUAUAAAAAUCUACUAUAUAUAUACAUAUAUAUAUAUUAAUAAUAAAGUAAUCUAAAAAAGUGAGUAACAGCAAUAGCAGAAUAGCAGUAGCUACAUCACCAGCGGCAGCAACAAGUUUGUGUGUGAAUAGCCCUCGCGGCUGAGUGUUUAAAUAGUUAAGUGUAACUACCACGCCCGAAAAUAGGCCUGUCAGAUACAGCGGUUAUGGACAUGGUGAUCACAAAUAUACAACAGCAACGUCAAGUGACCGAACAGCUCCGACGUGAAGCCGCUAUCAAGCGCAUCACUGUCAGCAAAGCUGUCGAGGACAUAAUGAAAUACAUCACCGAGCACGAACAAGAGGAUUGCUUGCUUGUCGGGUUCUCCUCCCAGAAGUCAAACCCCUUCCGCGAGAAAAGUUCUUGUAUACUUCUAUAACGAUGUCGGAACUUUUUCGUUUGAAUUCAUUUACAUUUACUUUACUCAGUUAUAAUUAUUCUGAUUCACUUUUUUUGUAAUGUCUUGCGGAGUGUUUCAUUUUCAAGCAUUUCUGAUUGGAAAAUGCUAUUUUAAAUUAUUAAACGCCUUAAAUAAUUAUUUAAAAGGUAAACAUUAUUAAUCAUUAAAUGUCAGAUUUUUCUGAAUACAUUUGGUAAGAAGUUAAAUUAUUUAUUUAUUUUGAAAAUUCAAUUAAAUUGAUAGUAAAAAAUGAUAGUUAAUGUGAAAGAUAUAUUCUAAAUGUUUCCUGAUUAAAAAAAAAAAAAUUAGUAGAUUAUUAUAUUUAAAAUGACUCUAAUUGUAUUAACUAUUAAAACGAUGAAUGUCUUCAAGGAUCUAUUGAUCUGCAACUGUACCUUGGAUUUAAUUAGUACGAGUAUCAAUUGUAUAAUUGAAUUAUUUACAAAUCAAUAGUCUUGAAUUAUUUACAAAUAUUUUACUACUACUCUUUAUCAUGAAACAGGAUUUGAUAAUCAAACUAUUAUUGUUACUAUAAAAAAAUAUGCUUACUAUUGAAAGUAGACCAUUGAUAAUUAAAACAGGUACUGAUAUCAAUAUUUUUCUAUAAACUCUACUAGUUUUAUCAAGACUGAGGAGAUUUUGAAACAGUUGUAUUGCCGUACUCCUUUCUUAUCUAUUUACAAUUAUUAUAACAUAACAAUAUCUGUAUUUAAAUUGAAGUAGAAAUAUUAUUGAUAAAAAUUGUCUAUUGAUGUUUGAAAUUAAAUAAAGUAUCGAAUAUGAGAAA
Messenger RNA from Cotesia glomerata, 1449 nucleotides. RefSeq names its product guanine nucleotide-binding protein subunit gamma-1 (gene Ggamma1). Gene Ontology annotation, cellular component: heterotrimeric G-protein complex. The record is from RefSeq and is a predicted model, not a curated record. Gene Ontology annotation, molecular function: G-protein beta-subunit binding. Lineage: Eukaryota; Metazoa; Arthropoda; Insecta; Hymenoptera; Braconidae. The transcript has 2 exons. Gene Ontology annotation, biological process: G protein-coupled receptor signaling pathway. Bases 429 to 641 code for a protein of 70 amino acids.